Messenger RNA from Phanerochaete carnosa HHB-10118-sp, 1200 nucleotides. RefSeq lists its product as uncharacterized. NCBI's taxonomy places the organism in Eukaryota, Fungi, Basidiomycota, Agaricomycetes, Polyporales, Phanerochaetaceae. The record is from RefSeq and is a predicted model, not a curated record. The coding region runs from base 89 to 988 and encodes 299 amino acids. The transcript has 2 exons.
CCUUAAUCUUCGCUUAAUUCAGCAGCGGCUAACAAGCGGCUUGAUCAGACAUACCGAGCGCAAUUACGUCCAACUUUCCUUUCAAACGAUGAGCCAACCCAGGGACCCGUUGCCUACUCCGGCGACGACGACACGUCGCGCUCUCAACUUACGUCAGCAGCGGGCUUCGAGGUCGCGAUCUGCUACCGCCAACUCACAGCCCAGCUCGCGGUCUGUGUCCGCCGCUCCCGCCGAGUCUGAGGAAGACAGCCCGCCCCGCAGCGUCAUUGACGACGACGGCUCAACUGUCGCAUCGUUAUCGCGACACCAGUCCAUGUACGACGUCAACGAUCCCGGUCGGGACCGUCCGUCCCGAGGGGGGAGCAGGUCUACCCUCAUGGGGAACCGCGCAUCCUCUGUUGGGCGGACAAACGGCGAGCCGAGCCCUCGCAGGCGCAGGAGACUCGGUCGUGCGGAGACGAGCCUGACCGUUAUCUCGUCUGAGCGAGAAAACUUCGCCGACGAGCCAGGACCAAGCUCGCGUACACGCUCACGCUCGGGCACAUCAGCGUCUCACCAGAACGCUGCACCACUGCCCCAGUCUCCUAUAGAUGUUGACGCAUUACCUGGCUCGCCGGAGGCCAGACUUCCUCGGCCGUCCAAGAAGCGGAAGCGGUCCGCAUCAUCGCCUCCUCCCAUGCCAGCUUCUUCGUCAGAUGUCCUGACGCCUUCCCGCCCUAACCCGGAGCAUCUUUCUGCGUACGUCUGCCCGGUGUGUUUCUCGCCGCCCACGCGCGCGACGAUGACACCUUGCGGCCACGUAUGUUGUGCCGAGUGCCUCUUUACCGCGAUGCAGUCCACCAUCGAACGGACUGUUUACCACGGCCCGGCAGCUCAGCGAGCGAAGUGUCCUGUGUGUCGCGCAGCCAUCCCUGGGUGGGACGGGAAGGGUCGCGGCGUAAUCGGAUUGAAGCCACGCGUGGUGUAUAGCAUAGACAAUGGCCGGUGACCAUUCGUCUCGCCGUGCUUGAAGUAGAACUUUAGUAUUGAACAAGGACCACACGAUGCCAUCCAGUAGUCUUGUACUUCGCACACUACCUCGUCUUCUAUCAUUCGACAACCAUCUCCCCUGACAGUUUUGUUUAGCGAGCCCACCACGAUGUACACGUCCGUCUCAUCUUGCUUCCGAUAGCACUCAAUGAGCCCAGAGUCCAGAAUAAC